CUUUCUUCAUCAUCUCAGUUAGUCAUUUCAGAUCUGAAUUAACUACUUUAAAAAUACAAGAGAAAAGUGGCUUUAAUAGUUUUAGACCUUUUUUUUCUGACAGCUUCAAGAAACUAGUACCAGUGAAGUUUCGUAGACGUAAAGUCGUGAUGAUGAAGUGACGUGACACUGGGAAGGGGAAGUGGAUUCUCUCUUAUUGAGGUGUACUGAAGAAACUCAGACAGUUGUAAGAGUGAGAGCAGAAGAGGAACGACAGAGGAUCACCAUCAUGGAGUUUCAGUGGAUUCAGAUUUGUCUUGUUCUCAUAGCGCUGCCUCAGUUUACAGGUAAGAACGCUGAUAUCACAAAAAAGAAACACACACCUUUGGUUGAUUAUAAAAUUAAGGGCUGCAGAAUGAAUAUUUCCUCACUGUAAUGAACAUUUUUGCACUCAAAUUCAUUUCCUCCCAUUUUCUCAGCAGCAGCUCAAGCAAAAACUCUGUACCUCACCAUCAGAGAUGGAGAUGACGUGACUUUACCCUGUGAGAAUCUGAUAGCAAACCAGAUUAAUUGUGAGGGAACUGACUGGCGCUUUGAUGAUUCACCAAACGCAGCAUCAAUUCUGCUGUUUAGACAGGGUCGGAUCGGUAAAUAUGCUGGAUCUAAAUCAGGCAGACUGAGUGUGACAGAGGACUGUCAUCUGCAUAUAAAGAGAGUCUCAUUGGAGGAUGUUGGUCACUACCUCUGUCAGCAGUUCAACCCUGGAAGAAUGCACGACUCUAAUGCUCUUGUUGAUCUGUCUGUUGUUACCAGUGAGUGUUUUCACCUUGUUUCAAGCUCAAACUGUCAAUUGAAACAUUGCAAGAAUUAUCAUCACAGUCUCCUCUUGUCUUCUGAUAAUAUCUCCAUCUUCAACAGUGACUAAACAAAGGGGCAGUGAUUCAGUGACAUUUUCCGGCUCUGUGUGGGCACCUGACCAGUCCACAUGCAGAGUGAAGUGGCUUUCAGGGGGUGAAGUUGUGAGUGAACAUCACCAAGGUUUCAGGACACCAGACCGUCUUUGUUUCAGCUCUGCAGUCUUUCAGACUAAUCACCACUUUAUGAACAAAUCCAGAUCUAACUCACUGCAGUGUGAAGUGACAGUGGAUACCUCAGUACUUCUGUUUCCCUUCAGACCUCAGCCUUCAGGUGAGAGUGAGAAGUUACUCUAAACUCUUAUCAAUACCAGUCUGAAAAUACCACUGUGUCAAAAAAAAUUCAAAGAUCACCACACUUUUAUCAUCAACAGUCUGUAAAGUUGUUGAUUCUGUUUCAGGUCAGCAUGCAAGAACAACAAACAUCAUCACUACGACUGAAAGCAGCUUCGAAACAGGAAUUACAACAACGAAGUCUGCAAUAUGUAAUGGUCCAGCAAAUCUACAUGAUGGUGAGUCAGUUUUUAAAGUCUCAGGUAACAAUCACAUUUAAUAUUUACACAUGAAAGACAUGAUCGCUAUCUUGAAAUCCUAGAAGAGGAAGUGUCGUGUUUCUGUUCCCUGUCAGAUUUUUGUGGUCCUUCUGUUCUGGACUGGAUCAUGUUGUCUCUGCGUGUGUCUGAACUCGUCCUCAUCACUGUGAUCACUGUUCUUCUCUUCAGAGCUUCAGGUGGGAACCUUCAGACCAACAUGAGUUCAGUCUGAUGUUGUUUGGAGCUGAAAUCUGUCCCUCUGCUUUCUUUUCCAGGGAACCACAGACCUCCUGAUGAUUUCACUGUGAGUAUGACAGAGUUCAGAGUUGGAGCUCUGAGAUCAGACUGAUCAGGUCUAAAGUUCAACAGUUUUUUUCUAAACGUUGAGCUCCUCUGAUGUUUCUGACAGGUGUCUUAUGACGGAGAAGAGGUCACAGUGACGUAUGAAAAUGUUGAAGAGCCUUCAGCUUCAGGCAGACACCACUGA
Molecule: messenger RNA, 1913 nt
Organism: Xyrichtys novacula (pearly razorfish)
Lineage: Eukaryota; Metazoa; Chordata; Actinopteri; Labriformes; Labridae
Source: the annotation of a GenBank genome assembly